GUUACUUAGAAUAUGGCAUGUCCAAGAACCCUACAGGCUACAGAUGUUAGACAUGAAAAAAAAAAUUCUUAUAAAACUUCUUUUUUUCAUUUUAUUGGUGUCUUUGUUAGCAACCACCAUCAUUCUUUUCUAUAAGCAUUAAAAAAAGUUUCUUUUUACAUCAAAGGAACAGUUGUUACAUAGACUGUGACAUAUCCAAGAAACACUCCACAACUUGACAAAAAAAUUAUAUUGUUGGUGUCUUUGCUAGAAACCACCAUCAGAUGAGGGACCAGAAUUGAGCACCACAACUAGCAUCGUUGUUAUCGGCUAUAUUCAAGAUUUGUAGAAAGAGAUGUCUAGGGAAAUCGAAGAGAUUGGAGAAGAUAGCAAGAUUAGUACGAUAAAAGAUGCAGAAACUAAUGAUGUUUAUGUAGUUGUUGGAAAAAAUGACUUGUAUGUUGUUCAAUGGGCACUUGAUCAUGCUGUUUCCCCUGGAUUUCGCGUCUGCCUCGUGCAUAUUUUUCCUACUAUCAAGUACAUUCCAACACCAGUUGGGAACUUAUCAAGAAGCCAAUUGAGCAAAGAGCAAGUGCAAGUCUACAUCAAUGAAGAGAAUAACAGGAGGAAGAGUCUCUUGGUGAAAUACAUUCGCCUAUGCAACGAUGCCAAAGUACCAGUUGAUACUAUGCUUGUGGAAAGCAAUUCACCAGCUAAAGCUUUACUUGACCUUAUACCUGUUGUCAACAUUACCAGCCUUGUUAUUGGAAAUAGGCCACCGCGUUCCACAAGGCUAGUAAAGAAGGGACAAGAUAUAGGAGAAUAUGUUCAAAAAAAUGCACCAGAAUUCUGUGAGGUUAAAGUGGUUAGCCAAGUGCAGCAGCCAAAACAGAGUUGUGAUCUAAGGCAGCCUGAGAUUACAAGGAAUUUCCUUGAAUGCAUAUGCUUUUCCAGAAAAUUCGAUUGAGAAAACAACAUGCAAGAGUAGGUGGAACAGGAUGGACCUCAGAGACACGUACAAUCUCCUCUAGUGGCGCGGUUUCAUCAUCAGUCACAAGAGUCUGGUAUUGGACUUUGUAAUGUAAAGCGCCAACGGGGUAAAGAAUAGUUGCACGUAAGUAAGAACCUAUAAAGCCUAACAACUUGACUUGCAACUUCAACUUCAUCACCAAUUUGAUGUGUUGUUGUUUGUUGUCCCUUAUAUACUUUUUCUCUUAUUUCAUCUGAAAUAAAAUCAAUUAUUAAUUGGUGAUUA
Messenger RNA from Solanum pennellii, 1234 nucleotides. Its product is annotated as U-box domain-containing protein 35-like. The coding region runs from base 335 to 946 and encodes 203 amino acids. NCBI's taxonomy places the organism in Eukaryota, Viridiplantae, Streptophyta, Magnoliopsida, Solanales, Solanaceae. The transcript has 5 exons. The record is from RefSeq and is a predicted model, not a curated record.